GUCCAUAUGGCAUUCGUGUCACCUUGGGAUAGGAGGCCGUUCCAGAGAGGUCUGUUUUAGUAUAAAUUCGGCAUCGUUGGUCACGUUUACGAGCAGAAAUCCUCAAUCGACAGUGCAUUCGACAUCGUUCGCCGCCAGUAUGGAAGCAUCACCGUUCUCUGUCUUCUUCCUCUUCCUCAUAUUCUCCGCAUCAACUCAGGGCGAGGAGAAUGGAGCUUCUGGGAAUUCACCACCGUUGUUGGAAUUGCUUGAUGUCCCAGGACUUAGAGCCUCGGCUUCCUGCUAUUGCGGACUUUCUCAAGCGGGAAAGCGGUCUUCGGAGAAAACGACUAACUCGACUGAGUCGGACAUCGAUCGAAUCAUUGGAGGAAUACCCGUCACCAGUCAACGGAAGUACCCGUGGAUAGCAUGGAUGGGGACGAGCAGGAAUGGUUUCCAAUGCACGUCGGCACUCAUAAACGACCGUUACAUACUCACUGCUGCUCAUUGCGUGGAGUCAAACCCGUACGCGACAUAUUACGUGACCCUAGGAUCUACGACCUUAUUUAAAUGGCCGUCUGGUCAAUCUAUCCAGAUUCCAGCUACGGCCAUCAUGCAUCCCAAUUACUUGCACACCUCACAGAUUAUUCAGAACGACAUCGCGCUUCUGAAACUUCAGACUCCCGUCAACUUCGCAGCUUACCCAAACAUCCGUCCCAUUUGUCUCGCUGGUUUCUACCCCAGUCCUUAUUCGGUUGUAACGAUCGCAGGAUGGGGCCGCCCUUCGAGAGAUAGCAAUGAUAUCUCGUACGUUUUGAUGGAAACGGCGGUGUACGUAAUGAGUCUUCAGACUUGUCAGAGCGAUUGGGGUUCUUAUAUCAAUAACAACUACGUGUGCGUGAAAACAGCUGGGAGAAAUACCUGCCAAGGUGAUUCUGGGGGAUCCCUCAUGUAUAGAACUUCAAGAGGAGUUUACGCGACUGUCGGUAUAACUUCGUUCGGUCGGGACAAUUGUUCCCCUGAUGUUGGCAGUGUCUUCACGAGCACAUCAACUUACGUGAACAACUUUAUCGGUCCCAACACCCUGGAUGCUCAGUGGUGCAGUGUACCUUGAAAACGCCAUCGCUUUCUUUCAUUUUGUUCCUUUCGGUUACUUCGCAUUUUCUCAAGUUUUAAAAAUAUAUGCAUAUUAUGUUGGAACAGCACUUUUCCAGCUGCUUUUUUCUUUUUACUCGAAAUUUCGCACCCGAGGC
This is a messenger RNA of Darwinula stevensoni, 1232 nucleotides long. The record is from the annotation of a GenBank genome assembly. Lineage: Eukaryota; Metazoa; Arthropoda; Ostracoda; Podocopida; Darwinulidae.